GGCGAUGAUGACGAUGGUGUUGGUGGUGGUGGUGAUGGCGAUGGCGAUCGUGACCAUCGUAAUGGCGACCGCGAUGACGAUGGUGAUGAACCUCGUCUUUACCAAUUACGAUGGCGAUGGUGUUGAUGAUGAUGAUGAUGAUGGCGAUGGCGAUGGUGAUGACGACGAUGGCGAUGGUGAUGAUGGCGAUGGCGAUGGCGAUGGCGAUGGCGAUGGCGAUGGCGAUGAACUGGUGAUGGUGAUGAUUAUGGUGAUUGAUGAUUAUGGUGAUGGAGAUGAUUAUGGUGGUGAUUAUGGUGAUGAUUAUGGUGAUGAACCAAUGACGAUGAUCAUUACCAAUGGUGAUGGCGAUGGUGUUGCGAGCGAAUUUGAGGACAAAACUCGAAGAGGAAGAGGAGAAGAAAAGGCGGGAGCAAGAGGAGGCGUUCGAAAAGGCGAUACCAUGGCGGAGUUUCUUCGUGCAGUGCAGCAGCAACUUGCGAGCGAGUUUAGGGAAAUCCGUACGGCGUCUGUGGAGAAUCUACUUUAUGUCAAAGAGGAUCUCAUUAUUCCCCAUCAGUACACUUUUUACGAGCUCAUCAUCAACAAGGCGCGCGGUAAAAGUGGCCCGCUCUUCAACUUUGAUGUUCAUGAAGACAUUCGUACUGUUGCAGACGCCACGAUUGAGAAAGACGAGUCUCAUGCAGGGAAGGUGGUGGAGAGGCACUGGUACGAGAAAAACAAACACAUUUUUCCAGCAUCAAGAUGGGAGAUUAGGAAUUAUGCUAAACGAUAACUCACAACAAGUGACGUAAGGAAUCGAAUACACUCGAAGAACGAGUAGCAAACAAAUAGAUGAUUGAAACUAAAAUGAAAGCGCUCAAAACCA
Chara braunii is the source of this 868-nucleotide messenger RNA. The record is from the annotation of a GenBank genome assembly. Lineage: Eukaryota; Viridiplantae; Streptophyta; Charophyceae; Charales; Characeae.